AUGGCGGCUAUUUCGAAGCAGGAAUAUCUGAAACGUUAUUUGUCAAAUUCCGAUAGUGGAAAAAAGAAAAAGAAGAGGAAGAUCCCUAAAGUAGCUUCAAAACGUCCAACAUCCAUCCUCGUGGAUGAUGAUAUAACACUUGAAGACGUAAAAGUGAACCAUGAAGAGAAUGAAAUGAACGAAUUUGAAGUUGAUGCCGAUGAGGCACCAGCGGUUUAUGAGGACGAUGGCGUUACUAAAAUCUCCCUUGAGACUUUCAAAAAACGCGAAGAAGAUCAGAGAAAUAAGUGGGCGCCGAUCAACAAAAAUACGCAACCAUCACCAUCUAAAGAGGCCGGAGAGAAAUCGAAUUACGACAGUGACCAUUCACCUCCAAGAAUAACGAGAAGGCGAAGGCAGGACACACCAGAUUUGUCACCACGUGGUGGUUUGAUGGCUAAUAGCCCUGAUCAAUCACCUCUGAGGAACAGAUGUAGGAGGAUAGAAGCUGAUAACAGCCCACCAAGAUCUAGAGGAAGACAUGAUUCUGGUGACUCAAUUCCAGAGGAAGCACAAAAUCAGUUACAUGUUCAUGACAGAUCUACUACAUCAAGAAUCCAUAAUGACUCUCCUGACUUAUCCCCUCUCCGGUCAGGACCUAAUACUGGCUUUACUGUAGGAAGGGUUCGAAAUGACUCUCCUGAUCUUUCCCCUCCAAGAUUAGGAUCAAAUAGAGACUCUGGUGGCAGGAGGGUUCGAAAUGACUCUGUUGACCGCUCCCCUCCCCGAUCAGGAAGAAAAAGAGACUCUACUGUAGGGAGAGUAAGAAAUGAUUCUCCUGACGUUUCCCCUCUUCGGUCAAGAUCACAUAGAGACUCCUCUGCAAGGAGAGCUCAGAGUGACGCUCCUGACCUUUCCCCUCCUCGGUCAAGAUUAAAUAGAGGCACUGAUCAUUCACUAGCUCGAAAAAGAACAAACAGUGACUUUGAAUCACCUCCAAGGAAGUAUGGCAACAGUGAUUCAGAUCAGUCACCUCCAAGAAGACAAAACAGACCUGAAAGAGGAAAUAAAUCAAGUGACAUUAGAAAGUCAGGAUCUGAGGACACAAUGGCAAGUGGUAAGUGUGCAGAGUAUUAUUGGACAGUGGAGGGGUGCAUGGAACAAGGUCUUAAGUGACUCCUAAUGUAGAAUGAAUUUAUUCUCCCUUUGGUUCACAAGCUAAUACCAGGCAAAUUGAAAGGAGAAAUCCUUGUUUUGUCUAUUAAAAGUCAUCCCCACCCUGAAGGUUUCACCUACCUGUACUGAUAUAACAUUUUACAGCUAUACUUUCUUAUUACGAUUAUACCUUUUCACAACUUUUUGAGUCAUUUUAUUCUUUGGCAUAGCGAAUCGCAAAAAAUUGUAAGAUUUUACAAUUUUUUAGUUUCGACAACUCUGCUUGUAUUUCUGAAUUAUUACAAUAUUAGAAAUUAAAUUGGGCAAAAUUUGCCUUGGAGUUUUCUAAUAAUAAAAUGAUGAUGAACAGAUUCUUGCUAGGAACACCUUUUGAGUAAAAAUUCUAAAAAUCUCGUGAAGUUCAUUAAGUUUAAAGACUGCAAAGCAGGUCAACAACUUGAUACUCCAACAUUACAUCUACAACUUCCUACAAAGGAAGGCUGUUGUCUCUGGUUUUCUCAUUUUGAUAAUAAUAUAAUAAACUGUUCAAACACUACAGUAACAAGCACUUAGUAUUGAGUUUCUAUUGUUGUAAUGUCGAUGUUCAUGUUUUUUUACCCAAAUGUACAGGACAGAAGGCUGGUCUGCUCACUGCUAGUGACCUGAAGAUAGACAAUGAAAGGAAAAGAGUGCAGGAAGCAGAGAUGUUUUCCAAGAUGGACCCCUCUCUAUCUGGGAAGGGUUCAGAAACAGUGUACCGUGAUAAGAUGGGAAGGAAAAAGGACAUCAAAAUGGACAGAAUUAAGAGACGAGACGAGGAACGCAAAGAGAUGGAAGAGAAUGAGAAAUUCAUGGAAUGGGGAAGAGGGUAGGAUUUUGUGUACUGUAUUUAUUUUCUUCAACCAUUUUCAGAGCAAGUUCUUUAAACAGUAUGAAUGUGUAUGGCCGCACAGCUGAAGUCCCUUCUACAUACUCCACUAAUGCACAGAAUGGGAAACAGUAGAAAUCAAUGUCAUUUUGUCCCUGCCUGAUAAAACACAAAUUCAAACAGGAUAAUUAUUACUUUGAAUCGUGAAUGGAAAAACUGUCAGGGAUGAGUGACACUUGUACUUAUGUAGCUGAUGAGUUGAUAUUCCAUAAAAAAAUGUCGAUAAGUGUCAAAUGUUUUAAAAAACAGACGUUUUAGGUGAGGGUCACCCAAAAUACCUGUUUUUUAAAAACAUUUGACACUUUUUGAAUUUUUUUUUUUAUGGAAGAUCACCUCAUCAGCUAAAACUAAUGGAUAGCUAAUGGUCUACACCAUUUAACAGAAUAUCUUCCCAAAGAAGGUCAAGAUUAAUAAUUUUGUAGGGUCGGCAUGUUCCACUUUUCAUCCCCUCCUGUUAUUUUUUGCACAUACCCCAACAGCUCACACACUGCUCACACAGGCUAAAGGUAAUGACUUUUGAGUGAUAUUUUGGUGCAAAAGGCUUCAACGCUAAAGAUACAUGUAACCCCGUUAUGUGUUGCUUAAAAGUGAACCAGCUUACAUCGUAGUUGUGUAUACCAUAAGCAUAAUUGAUUUCUUUUGUUGUCAGUAAAAAUUUCAAGUCAAUCAAGCCUAGCACUGAAUCCUUUAAAAUGGAGUUUUUUUAUUAAAAAACUAAGUAGUUAAUUGAUUAACUAAUUCAUUGAUUCUGCCCAAAAUAAAAAUGUAACAUACUAGAGUGAUUAUUCAGAAUUUCCAUGUAUGCAACUACGAGUUUAAGCUAGCUGUCAGGGGAUGGGGGUGAGGGAAAACUAGAGCCCUCCUUUCCCUCUCUCUCCCAUCCCUCUCUUUUUCCAAGUGCUUUGUUGCAAGUACUUGUAACUAAUCUCUUUUUUUAAAAUAGGAGCAGUUUUGUUUCUUUUGUUUGUUUGUUUGUUUGUUUUUUCAGGUCUUUUGGUUUAGUCAUAUUCCACAGAUCAAAGUAUAGGUCACUGCACUAUGGUGGCCUAGAGGUGCCAUAGGGAUUUUGUUAUAUUUUCAGCUUUUUUCCUUUAUAUGAAUGGUUUUAGUUAUUUCAUUUUGUUUAUUUUAUUUUAUUUUCUUCAUUUUAUUCUAUUUUUUAUUUUCAUUUCAUUUCAUUUCGUUUUCAAAACUAUUUAAAAUGAAAAUGAAAAUGAAAGGUGUCUGUCUGGUGUGCUCGAUGACUUGAUAAAUCAUAUGUGGAUCACCUUUAAAUCGGGAAUGUGCCUCAUUGAGUGACAAGAUGGCCCCUGCUCACCGGCCAAAACAUCACAGGACAAUCGUUUGCAUUCCAAUGAGGGUGAGAAAUGUUUCUCACAAGCCGCUUUGAUCCCUUCAAUGGAGAGUUCAUCCUCAUCGUACUGCACAAACUCGCGAGGCCCUACCCUAGUAUACUUUUGGGCUUUGCCGGAUACUUGUGAGCUCAGUCUCUGCACUACCAAUUCUUGUCUUUCAAGAAUGUUGCCUUUUUCGUUUUUCUGCGCACCGCCAUCUCCAGUUUUAUACCUCUUUGCUUUCAUCUCGUUCUUAAAUGUGCCCCAAGAUUUCUUUCUUCUGUCCGCCAUGUUGACUUGUCACAAGGUCAAGCCCACAAGGCAUCUUGGUCUAUGGCAGUUUUAGGCCACCGUCAAAAAUUUUUCAAUUUGUUUUAAUUUCAUUUACUUUCAAUUGACUUCGCUUUGAGAUUAAUUUCAUUUAACACAGAAGGUUUUGAUUUCCUUUCAUUUUCAUUUUAAAUAGUUUUGAAAACGAAAUGAAAUGAAAUGAAAAUAAAAAAUAGAAUAAAAUGAAUAAAAUAAAAUAAAAUAAAAUAAACAAAAUGAAAUAACUAAAACCAUUUAUAUAAAGGAAAAAAGCUGAAAAUAUAACAAAAUCCCUAUGGCAGCUCUAGGCCACCAUACUGCACAAUCAUGAAGACAGAUAAAAGCUCUCCUCUGUAGCUCUAAAUAAUAAUAACUAAAAUUUGGUUUUAGAUAGUGUAUUAGUGUAUACUAUUAAUUUGGCUUAGUUACAUUGUACCCAUCAGUAUGAAAGUAACCUGUGGAAUGCGACUUGUGAAAAAAAACCUCCCUCCCUCUCAAAUAAAACUUUCAUGGGCAGGGAUUUGGAUUUAAGCAGAAGUGUUUCUUAAAUUUAUGUCUUUCUUUCCUCUCUAUUUGUUAUCAGGGUGACUCAAACAAAACAAAACAAGGAAAAAGUUGCUGAUUAUUUACACGAGGUUGAUAAACCACUUGCUCGGUACCGUGAUGAUAAGGAUCUUGAGAUGAUGUUAAAAGAAAAAGAGAGAGAAGACGAUCCAAUGUUAGCUUACAUGAAGCAAAAAAAGAAAAAACAGGACAUCAAGGCAGGAAAGAAAGGUGGGACUGAUGCCACUCUGGAGUUUUCAACUGUUCGAGCGACUUUAGUUUCUCUAGCUCUUAUUAUUUUAAAGGGGCUGUAAGUGUUAUGGCUGUCUAGUCCAUUUUGUUUAUAGUAAUUAAUUGUGUCAAUAACAAAAUGCUUCAAUUUGAUUGGUUCUUAACAGUCCAUAUUUAUAGAUUAUUUUGCUAUUGUAACUCCUGUCUGAUUUGACCUGUCCAAUUACCAGGAGCUUGUAAUCGGACAGGUCAAAUCGGACAGUUAGAGAACCAAUGAAAAUCAACUAGCAAAUGCCACUAGCCAAUGAAAUUUAACUACAUAGCAUGUGACAACCCAUCAACAUCAGUGAAAAAAUAGCAAUCAGGUAAGAUUUUCAGCUUCAACUGGAAAAGAAAAAUUUUUAAAACUAGCUGGUCCAAUGACUUCUAUUUACAUAAAUAAAUAUUCCGAGACUGAGAUUCUCCCUUUUUAUUAUUGACAGAAUUAAUUGGUUAUAUGACUUCGUGUCGUACAAUUACCAUUACUAAUCCCAAUUACACAUAGAUUAUUGCUAUGGAACUUGAGAAAUUACUUGUGAAUGACAAAAUCACAGCUUUGUGUCAAACAAAGAUGUCUCAGAAGCCUUAUAUCAAACAUUACAAACGACAAAAAUGAACUUUGAAAAACUGUCAGGCUAACAACUUUUCAAAAACCACAAUUGCAGUGCGUUUCAGUCCUCUUCACGUUUGUCCAUCCGUGCCUCCUCAGUUUUUAUUUGCGGUGUUAUUUUAUGCCAUCUUGUUACUUUUUUAUCAGUUUUUUUUAACGUUUCAUUUAAAUUGGUGACAGUUCCCACUGUUUGAAUUUUGGUGAAUUUCGUGGCACGGCUCUUUUAAUGAAAGCACAAACUAGAUGUCAAUUUAGAGGGAGGGGAGGGAAUAAUGGGGAAUUAUUUGCUUGCCCACCUUUCCCCUCCCCCCACCCACCACCUCUAUACUUCUUGCCCGCUGUUUUUGUGUUUCUUCCUACAUAUUUGCAUUGAGAAAAAUGGAAUGGCUGUUAAUAAUCUGCUGGGAAUUAGAGCUGUAAAGAUGCACUACGAUGCUUCCGAUAACUGCGAUAUUUCUUCCCACGAUAUGAAUACACGUAUCGGUAUUUAAACAAAAUAUCGUGAUAUUACGACACAAUAAAAUACAUAGCCGUUUUGAGGCGAUUUAUGAUAGAAAACAUACCUGUAUCAUAGUAGAAACCACCCCUGCUUUGCUUGCUUCAAUUGGUGAACAGUCACGUGCUUAUGCACACUUAUUACAUGUAUUUGUCACUUUGUCAGUGGUACAGGCUUGUGCGCCCACAAUGUACAUGUAACGUACAUGUAUCGUUGCCCUUAUGGUAUCGUGGAAAAACGUCGUUUUAAAGGGGCUGUGUCAAGGCAGUCCCCUUCAUUUUGUUUAAUUUUGCCAAUUACUCGCCCUCAAUCACUAUGGAACUUAAAGUAAGCAAAGAAAUUACAUGUGUAUGACAAAAUCAGGGAUCCGAGACAACCAAAUAUGUCUCCUGAGCAUAAUUUUUGAAGUUGCAAGCCGCACGAAUCAACUUUGAAAAACUGUUAGGUUGAACAGUUUUCAAAAAACCAUAAUUUCAAUCCGUUUCAAUCUUCUUCAGUUUUGCCCAUCCGUGGCAUCUGUUGUUUCUGUUGUGUUAUUUUAACUUCUCUUUAAUGUUUUAAGCGGUUAUUUUUAUGUUUCUCGUAAUUUAACGGGCAUUUUUUAAUUUCCUAAUUUGGCUGAAUUUCCUGACACUGCUCCUUUAAGUUGAGAAGUUUUUCAACUGUGUCGUAUGAUGUGAUUGUUACUAGGCCAGGACCCAGUUAUUCAAAAGGUGGAUAACUCUAUCCACUGGACAAAUCUCUAUCCACUGGAUAACGCAAUUGGUUUCCCAAUCACUAAUCCAGUAGAAAGGGAUUUAUUCGCUCAAUAGCGCUGUCCCGCGUUUGAACAAUUGCCGCCAAGUUUAAUUAAUUUUCUCUUUUUCAGAAAAACCAGUGUACAAAGGACCCGAGCCUCCCCCCAACAGGUUUAACAUUCGACCGGGGUACCGUUGGGAUGGAGUAGAUCGGUCAAACGGUUUCGAGAGGAAACGAUUUGCAAUGCUGGCCAACAAGAUGGCAACACAAACCCAAGCGUACAAAUGGAGUACAGAGGACAUGUGA
This is a messenger RNA of Porites evermanni, 6668 nucleotides long. NCBI's taxonomy places the organism in Eukaryota, Metazoa, Cnidaria, Anthozoa, Scleractinia, Poritidae. The record is from the annotation of a GenBank genome assembly.